This is a messenger RNA of Rhagoletis pomonella (apple maggot), 1831 nucleotides long. RefSeq names its product ubiA prenyltransferase domain-containing protein 1 homolog. Gene Ontology annotation, cellular component: endoplasmic reticulum; Golgi membrane. Lineage: Eukaryota; Metazoa; Arthropoda; Insecta; Diptera; Tephritidae. Gene Ontology annotation, molecular function: prenyltransferase activity. The record is from RefSeq and is a predicted model, not a curated record. Gene Ontology annotation, biological process: vitamin K biosynthetic process; menaquinone biosynthetic process.
CUAAGGUGGCGGGCGGCACUUCGUAUAUAUCAGUGACUGAAAUUCAGACGACUAUGUUGAUCUCUCACAUAUGUGUCAUGAUAUAUACAGCAUUAGAAUAAUAAUGCUAAAGAAUUUACAUGAGAAAAGCAUAUUUUCGCCAACUUUGAAAAUAGCAUUUGCUCCACGGGCCAAAAGUUCACAUUAGCAGCUAUCCCACCCAUUGCCUGGCAAUCGUGGCGAUCGUGUUGAAUGAAAAGAUAUUUGGGAUACACAAGGCCAAAGAUCUACAAACGAAUAUAAACAAAGUCUAAAAUAUUUAUAUUGCUCCAACAACUCAUUGUAAUAAGGUGAAAUAUUAGUUCAUCGUCAGAUUUCCUAAAAAGGCAAACGAAUGGCAUCCGCAAUCAAUUCUAAUGAGAAAGCAGACAACAACUUAAAUCAAAAGAACCAUCUUGUAAAUGAUAUUUCAGUUGAAAUGGCAUAUCAGCGUAAACAGGUUAAGGAAAAUUCUAAUCUACUUGGUCAAAAUACUGAAAAUGGCACUUCAAUAAAUGAAAACGAAGAUACAACGUCCUUACUAAAUGGCAAAGCUAAAACUUUAACUGCCAAUUUGACCCAACGCACAUCUACUGGUACAUUCAUGAAAUUGAAAACAUAUUUACAUGCACUGCGUCCAUGGUCAUUAUCAGGCAGCUUGGUGCCAACGUUGAUGGGUUCAGCGUUGGCAUAUCGUUCUCAAUGGGCAGCCGAUUUUAGCCUAAUAACAUUUUUUCUAACCGCCUUCACUGUAGUCACAGUACAUUGCGCUGGAAAUGUGGUGAAUACAUAUUUUGAUUUCAUCAAGGGAAUCGACAAGCAAAAGGCCGACGAUCGCACACUCGUAGAUCACAUACUUACGAAGGAUGAGGUUGUCUCAUUGGGAGCAAUUUUGUACAUGGCUGGUUGCGGCGGCUUCAUCUGCUUAGCCUUUCUGAGUCCAGCUAAAAUGGAACACCUGGCGUUAAUUUAUUUCGGCGGUCUAUCGUCCAGUUUUCUUUACACUGGUGGAAUUGGUUUCAAAUAUAUUGCCCUUGGAGAUGUUGUAAUUUUGAUACUCUUCGGACCAUUGUCAGUAUUGUUUGCGUUUAUGUCACAAACAGGUCAUGUGGACUGGACCACAAUAUACUAUGCUAUUCCUCUGGCACUAAAUGCCGAGGCUAUACUACAUAGUAAUAAUACUCGCGACGCUGAAAAUGACCGUAAAGCAGGGAUUGUGACGUUAGCAAUAGUCAUCGGACGCACUGCAUCGCAUGUUUUAUAUGCAUUGUUGCUAUUUACGCCGUACAGCGUGUUUGUAGUAUACGGUUUGAAGUAUUCGCUAUGGUUUUUAUUGCCGCUCAUAACUGUUCCGCAAGCAUUUCAAAUCGAGAAACGUUUUCGUAAUGAACAAACAAUGAGUUCUGUGCCACGGCAGACGGCAAAAUUAAACUUUUUUUUCGGGGUGCUUUUCAUAGUGGCGAUAUGCUGUGCUAAACAACUACCCGACUUCAGUUACCGCAGACAUUAGAAUGAUAACUUUCAUAUUCAUACCAGUAGGGAACAAUAACUUUCAUUUAAUGAUAGAAUUGACCAUGUCAUACGAUAAUACAUACUUACGUAAAUAUACACGAUUUUUAACGCUUCCCAUACUUAUGACAAAUGAAAAUAUAUGAGAGUGAAAUAUUGGAGUUAAGUCACAGAAAAAAUAUACUCUUUACAGUAAAUUAUGUAUAUGUAGUGCUUAGAUAAAACUAAAAAAUCUAUCAAUAAAAUAUAAAAUCAUGAUAGUGCAGCUUUUACAAAAACUAAAUCUGAACUUUCAUCUAAAAUA